Messenger RNA from Ruditapes philippinarum (Manila clam), 2503 nucleotides. RefSeq lists its product as uncharacterized. Gene Ontology annotation, molecular function: nucleic acid binding. NCBI's taxonomy places the organism in Eukaryota, Metazoa, Mollusca, Bivalvia, Venerida, Veneridae. The record is from RefSeq and is a predicted model, not a curated record. Gene Ontology annotation, biological process: DNA integration.
UGUACAUUUAUGAAUAUGUUAUGUGGUUGCAACAUUAUAUACAGUCAACCUAUCAAUAUAUUAUGUCAAUCUUUCAUUAUACGAUGUGCAUUUGUUAUUAUACGAUGUGCAUCUGUUAUUAUACGAUGUGCAUCUAUUAUUAUACGAGGUGCAUCUAUUAUUAUACGAUGUGCAUCUAUUAUUAUACGACGUGCAUCUAUUAUUAUACGAUGUGCAAUUAUGAAUAUAUGAUGUGGUUGCAUCAUUAUAUACAGUCAACUUAUCAAUAUAUCAUGUCCAUCUUUCAUUAUACGAUGUGCAUCUGUUAUUAUAAGAUAUGCAUCUAUUAUUAUACGAUGUGCAUCUAUUAUUAUACGAUGUGCAUUUAUCAAUAUAUUAUGUGGUUGCAUCAUUAUAUACAGUCAACUUAUCAACAUAUUAUGUCAAUCUUUCAUUAUACGAUGUGCAUCUGUUAUUAUACGAUGUGCAUUUAUGAAUAUAUUAUGUGGUUGCAUCAUUAUAUUAUAUAAAACCAUCCUUAUAUAGAGUCAAAUAAUCGAUAUAUUAUGUAAAUGAGUCUUUAUAUGAUGUCCAUUUUUCUUUAAACAAUGUGAACCUAUGAAUAUACAUGUAUUAUAGGGAAACAUCUACACAUGUUUUCAAUUUCGUAGACGAAAAAACGUUAUUUUCCAACAGACAAUGGAAGAAAUUUUAGUUAAAUGUGGGUUUGGAACCUACCAAAUAAGGCUAUUUAGGGAGCAGAAGAUUACUCCAGAUAUUGUGCCGUUACUUUCACUUUAUGACUUUAAAUGUUUGGGUGUAACAGAAAGAUAUGAGAUCAUGAAACUGCGAGUGGAAUGUGUAACUUUCGGAAGACAUAUCAACAAACCAGUGCAGCGUGGUUUUAAGAUACCAAAAAUAACUAUUGAAAGUCUUCUAGAAUCUGGAUUUUCAAUUGUUAACAUCAGCCAACUUCUUGGUGUAUCGGAAAGCACAAUUUAUCGAAAUAUGCGACGACACGGAAUUUCAAAAUAUGCUUUCACCAGUAUUGAAGAUCAUCAGCUGGAUGUGGUCAUGGCAAAGAUCCUAGAAGAAUUUCCAAGGUGUGGAGAAAUGAUGUUGAGGAAUCUGCUAGGUGAAAAGGGUAUUAAGAUACAAAGAUUUCGUGUCAGAGAUGCUCUAAAACGAUUGGAUAGUGAUGGUGUACAAGAACGGAAGAGGAAGCGACUUAAACGGCGUGUUUAUUGUGUGCAAGGUCCAAAUGAACUGUGGCACAUUGACACAAACCAUAAAUUGAUCCGGUGGAACUUUAUAAUUUGCGGUGGUGUCGAUGGUUUCAGUCGUUUUAUAACUUUUUUGGUAUGUACGGAAAACAACAAAGCCACAACUAUAUUAGAUUGCUUCACCAGCGGUGUUCAAGAAUAUGGCACCCCGUUACGUGUGAGAUCAGAUAUGGGCAUGGAGAACUCUAAAGUGAUGGAGUAUAUGAAUAAUGUUCGGGGAACAAACUCAAUGUUGACCGGAAAAAGCACCCAUAAUCAAAGAAUUGAACGAUUAUGGAGAGACGUCUUCGAUGGAGUCCUCAGUUACUACUAUGACCUGUUUUAUUUUCUGGAAGACGAGAAUUUGCUUGAUGUACUGAAUGAGAAACAUUUGUAUGCAUUACAUCACGUCUAUUUAAGCAGUAUUAACAAACGUUUGCAUUUGUGGAGGUCUACAUGGAAUAGCCAUAGAAUUAGAACGGUAAAGUCAUCACCACUCAAACUCUUCACUGCUGGGAUGCUGAACAAUCCCCCUGCUGAGCCAGCGCUUGACAUUGGUAUUAGACAAAUAAAUGACUCAGACAGCGAGGUUGAUAGCCCAGAUGAGUACCACAUGAGCAGACCGUUAGUUAGGUUUCCUAAUUUGAAUUUAAGUGAAGAGUGUCUGUCCCAACUGGAUGAAGAAUGUCCACAGGACUGGACAUCAGACAACCACGGAAUCGACGUCUUAAUGAAGGCGACAACGAUCUUAAGUAGAUUUUAGAAUAUAUAUGUGGUAUUAACGAACGUUGGCAUUUGUGGCGGUCUCCAUGACAUAGCCAUACACAUUCGCACGGUCGAGUACAUUUUAAUAGUGUAUUAUGUAAUCAGUUUUACGAAUAAUGUUGGAUCAUAAGUAAACGGACAUGGUAAAAACAAUGCUAAUAACUUAUGACCUGCAGAUCUUACUUGUAGGAUUUUUGUUGUCUCGCCUCCAGAUAUGGUUAAAUGUAUGAAAAAUAAAGAAUGUUCUAAAUAAUUAUUGUAAAACUAUACAAAUUAAGCAAAAGUGUAUCUUAGAAAUUGAUCCAAACACAUAUAAUACCCCGAUUCUCUUUUAAUCAAGCGAUAGAAAUACUGAAUUAUGUCAAACUAUAUAUGGGUUCGUAUAUGUGGAACAAUAUUUAUGUUUUGUUAACAUAUAGAUGAACUGUUAUCUCAUUUGGAAUUUAAACAUUUCUCUGCUUAUCUUGAGACAUGCAUAUUAAAUGGUCAUUUCUGUU